Contarinia nasturtii (swede midge) is the source of this 1192-nucleotide messenger RNA. RefSeq names its product regucalcin-like. Gene Ontology annotation, molecular function: calcium ion binding; enzyme regulator activity; gluconolactonase activity. Gene Ontology annotation, biological process: L-ascorbic acid biosynthetic process. Lineage: Eukaryota; Metazoa; Arthropoda; Insecta; Diptera; Cecidomyiidae. Bases 140 to 1072 code for a protein of 310 amino acids. The record is from RefSeq and is a predicted model, not a curated record. The transcript is spliced from 5 exons.
CAACAUCGUUUUGCUCAAAACAUCAUUGCAUUACCGACUGCCAGACCAUUUACAAGUACUCGUACAGAGGAUAUCUAAUCGGUGUUUCUCUUCAUUUCGGCCUAUUGUUUGUACGAUUUUGAAUCGAAACGAGUUAAUCAUGUCUUUCAAAGUGGAAGUGGUUCCAAGUCCAAAAAGCGAAUUAGGAGAAGGCCCACAUUGGGAUGAACAAUCACAAUCGUUGUACUAUACCGAUAUUUAUGGUACAGAAGCAUCAAUUUUGCGCUACGAUUACAAACAAGAUAAAGUGUACUCGGCCAAAAUUGAUGGUGAACCGGUGGUGAGUUUUAUAUUGCCGGUUGCAAAUCAAACUGAUCAAUUUGCUCUUGGCAUUGGUACGCGCGUGGGAGUUGUACAAUGGGAUGGAAAAUCUGAAAAGGCCAAACUUGGACCAAUCGCAUUUGAAGUCAAUGAAGACGUGAAGACUAAUCGAUUUAACGACGCAAAAGCAGAUCCGGUGGGAAGAUUCUACGGCGGAAGUAUGCGUUUUGAGGCAUUAGGCGAUUUGUUUGACAGAGCGGGUGGCACUUUCUACAGAUACAUCAAAGGUGAAGGUGUCAAAGAUUUGCUGCACAAUGUCCAUUGUUCGAAUGGAUUGGCGUGGAAUGAAAAGAAAAAUAAAUUCUAUUUCAUCGAUUCAAUCAAACUUGAUGUCAAAGAAUUUGACUACGAUCCGAAAAAUGGAAAUAUUUCCAAUGAACGUGUUGCAAUUGAUUUCCGAGUAAACGGUCAACCACCCGAUUUCAUUCCUGACGGCAUGACCAUAGAUGCAGAAGGGAACUUAUAUGUGGCCACAUGGGGUGGAUCUCGAGUCAUUAAAGUAGAUCCACAACAAGGAAAAAUCGUACAGGAAAUUCCGAUUCCUGCGAAGCAAGUAACAUCAGUUGCUUUCGGAGGACCAAAUAUGGAUGUCUUGUUUGUCACAACUGCUGCCACAACACGUGACGGAGAGCAACCACCUUUAGCAGGUCAUCUUUUCAAAGUCACAGGUUUGAAUGUUAAGGGAUUGCCGGGAGUCAAAGUGCGUGUUUAAUAUGAAACAAACAAUUGUGAAAGAGUACAAUGGAAAAAUAAAUAAGCCAAUUCGAAGGCAUAUCUUAUUAUUGACUGAUAAGCACAAAUUGUCUACAAUAAAAUAAAUACGUAAUUGAGA